Molecule: messenger RNA, 6386 nt
Organism: Centruroides sculpturatus (bark scorpion)
Lineage: Eukaryota; Metazoa; Arthropoda; Arachnida; Scorpiones; Buthidae
Product: zinc finger protein castor homolog 1-like
Exons: 17
Coding region: 112-4248 (1378 amino acids)
Biological process (GO): regulation of neuron differentiation; positive regulation of transcription by RNA polymerase II
Cellular component (GO): nucleus
Molecular function (GO): DNA-binding transcription factor activity, RNA polymerase II-specific; RNA polymerase II transcription regulatory region sequence-specific DNA binding
Source: RefSeq, a predicted model, not a curated record
AAAAUUUUAUUGAAAUGAUAAUUAAUAGUAAUAACUCAAAGAAAAUGGAAACAUGAAAAUAAUUUAAAUUUACUUUGUUUUUUUGGGGGUGUAGGGAAGAUAUUGGAGAGUAUGCCGGCUCAACAUCUACCUUACAUGGUGCCUUUGAGUAAUAUGCCAGCAUCCGAACCUCAUUAUAGAGAAGAUUCUCCUCCAAAUUGCAAAAACUCUCGCUUAUCACCUCCCAUGCAAGAAUCCAUCCUUCAGCAAUCGGAAGAAUGUCUGCAAUCUUCGGUUGUGGAUAGCAUGUCGCAGUUACCGUCCGACAAUAUUAUAGGGAAUCCAAAGGUUAUAUUGCCACCGAAUAUGACCACAACAAUUCUAACACUUGCAGCUUUGGGUACCAAAGUUACAGCCAGUCCUGCUUCUACUAAAGCAGGUAGCACUCCAGGCACUCCAUCAUCCCCACAAGAGACAUCUAAUCAGAAAUUAUUAAUAAAUGCGAGUAAUGCUAUUAAAGAUCAGAAACCUGUACCGAUUGAUUAUUCUCGUUACGUCAAAAGAUUUUCAAGUGCUCUGGAAUGUGGCAGCAAUUAUUGUAAAGACUUAAAUUAUAGGGAACAUUUUCAUUGCUUGGACUGUAAUUCCAAAGUAUUUGUAAAGAAGGAAGAGAUGAUUCGUCACUUUAAAUGGCACAAGAAAAGAGAUGAAUCUUUACAACAUGGCUUUAUGCGUUAUAGUCCUAUGGAUGAUUGUUCUGACAAAUUUUCAAACUGUACUCAUAAUAGAAAGCAAACACAUUACCAUUGCUUAAAAUUUCAGGUUAUAUUGCCACCGAAUAUGACCACAACAAUUCUAACACUUGCAGCUUUGGGUACCAAAGUUACAGCCAGUCCUGCUUCUACUAAAGCAGGUAGCACUCCAGGCACUCCAUCAUCCCCACAAGAGACAUCUAAUCAGAAAUUAUUAAUAAAUGCGAGUAAUGCUAUUAAAGAUCAGAAACCUGUACCGAUUGAUUAUUCUCGUUACGUCAAAAGAUUUUCAAGUGCUCUGGAAUGUGGCAGCAAUUAUUGUAAAGACUUAAAUUAUAGGGAACAUUUUCAUUGCUUGGACUGUAAUUCCAAAGUAUUUGUAAAGAAGGAAGAGAUGAUUCGUCACUUUAAAUGGCACAAGAAAAGAGAUGAAUCUUUACAACAUGGCUUUAUGCGUUAUAGUCCUAUGGAUGAUUGUUCUGACAAAUUUUCAAACUGUACUCAUAAUAGAAAGCAAACACAUUACCAUUGCUUAAAAGAAGGAUGUGAUAGAGUGUAUGUCAGUACAUCAGAUGUACAAAUGCACGCUAAUUAUCAUCGAAAAGUUUCUGCAAUUAUCCAAGAAGGUUUUCAGAGGUUUAGAGCAACUGAAGAUUGUGCAUCCAAAGAAUGUUCUUUUUAUGGUCAAAGAACAACACAUUUUCAUUGUCGUAGACCUGGCUGUAGUUUUACAUUUAAAAAUAAAGCUGAUAUGGAAAAACACAAGACUUAUCAUAUCAAGGAUGAACAAUUGAAUAAAGAUGGGUUCAAAAAGUUCAUGAAACAGGAACAUUGUACAUUUGAAAAUUGUAGAUUCUCAAAAGUUUGCAAUCAUAUACAUUGUAUACGACCAGGUGAAUAUGGUGUCAAUGAUAUUUGUAAAUCUGAAUGUGAAUAUAUUUGUAAGGAGCAUUAUCAUUGCAAGACAGAUAAUUGUAAUAUGGUGUUUAAAGGGAAAGAUAUUUUAGGAGUUCAAGAGCAUGCAAGGACUGGAUUUGCAAAAGAAGGAUGCACUGAAGUCAUUAGCAGUAAUGACAAACCCUUUCGAAGAUUGGACCAUUAUAAAAUUCAUGAAUAUUCUCGCAAAAUAAAUUUUUCUCAUGAUCAAUCUCCACUAUCAAUGUCUUCUUCCAUUGAUGGUGUAUUUAAGAGAAAACGAGGCCGACCUCCAAAAAAUAGAAUCAUUGAAUUUCCUAUGUCGAGCACUUCUUGUCAGCUUCCACAAGCAAUUUAUACAAGCUUCAAAUUACCAAAGCCAAGUUCACAACAACAACCAAUAUCAUUUGGUCCAUUUUCACCAACUUCUGUAUCUUAUACUGGAAUACAUCCACCAACACUUCUUCCAAAGACCACCAAUUCAAUAUCAUUACUUGCACCACCAACAUCAUCAGUUGCACUCUUAACAUCUAUUUCACCACCUUUCGUAUCGCUUCCUACUUCAGGAAAUAAUUUGACAUUACCCAUGCUAAACCAAUCUGUCGGCAUUGUCGAUCAAAAGUCAGUCGACGAUGAUUCCAUUUUACAUCAUUCCCCUACAGAAACUGGCCAACUUAAACAAGAGAUACAAGAAGGAUUCUAUGCAUUUCCUGAUAAUACACCUUGUCCUGAUGAACAAUGCAUGUUUUACGGUCAGCAUCAUUUCCAUUGCACCCAGCCUCGUUGCUUCUACGUCACAGACCGCAGUGACAUCCUACUUUUACAUUCUAAGGAUUUUCAUGACAACAUUGACAUCAUGGAAGGUUAUGUGUUUUAUGAUUGGAGUGUUGACUGUCAGUAUUCUAACUGUCCUAGCAACAAGGUAAACCGUCAUUUUCACUGUACUCGACCAAACUGUAACUAUUCCUUUGUGCGAUAUAGUACAAUGAGCUUGCAUGAACAAAAACAUAGAAAUAUUUCACCUACGCCAAAGAAACAGCAUCUUUCGUCGAGUGAUGAUGAUGAUAUCAAAAGUCCAGUAACGACAGUCUUAUCAUCCAGUGGUGUUAUUAGCAGCAUAAAUUUUUGUGCUGACAAUCAACCAAAAACAAGUGUUGUAAGAGCCUCUGGUACUUUUUAUCCACUUUCAGCAUUCUCAACAUCAAGUUUGACAACAGGAACUUCUGUUCCAACUUUCAGUUCUAACACUAUAUUCAGUGAAACUGAUAAAGGAAAAGAUAAAUCAUUCCCUUCAAUGUCACCUAAGCCUGAUCAUGCAUUGACAAAACUUUUACAGCAACCUGGUCCAAAUAUAAGAAAUUCAUUUCAAGGAACUGAAAAGCAUAUUCAAUAUGGACCUACAAUUAGCUGUGGAAGGCCAUUUUGCAAGCUGAAAAAGAAAGAACAUUUUCAUUGUAAUGUUUGCAAUCAGACAUUUUCCAAUUUCUUACGUUUAAAGCCGCAUGUAACAAAACAUUGUGGAGCAGUUAGUCCAGUUCCUAUAUACUGUGGCAGUGGAGGAAGUCCUGAAUCCCCACCAUCCGCUACACUCCCUGGAGAAGAUGGAUUAGACGAAAGAGAAGGAACAUCCGAUGAUGAUGAUGAAGGAAAAGAUGAGCAGUGUAAUAUUAUUCCUGACUCUUCGUAUCAUGAAGCAAACAUACUUGAUUCAAGUCGAGAUGAACUUAAAAUAGCGAUGCCUUCCCUAUACACUUGGCAGGCAAUGACAUCUGGUUCUCCUUCGAUCACUUUGCAAAGUCCACCUUCAUAUGCGAACAGUGUUGAAAUUUCAGAUGCACAUCUCUCAAAUUCCUUUAUUAACAGACCGAGUUCAUUUAUCACUCAAGCUACUUCUGAUGUUUCUAAAAAAGAAAAAUUUUAUGGUUCACCUCAAGUUGAUUUUAAUGCUCACAUGACUGAAACUGAUUGCAUGGACCAAAAUAAAUUAAUUCGCAAACGAACUUUUCCCGAGAAGCGUGAUGAUGUAUCAGAGCCAAAGAAGAUCAAAUUGACAAGUUUGCGAAUUUUAAAAGAUGAACCCGUACCUUCAGGUUAUGUUCGUUAUCGUUUUAACGAAGACUGUGGUUACUCGUUCUGUGGUUACAGGGAACAUCAAACCCAUUUUCAUUGUAUGAGGAAAGAUUGUGGAUAUAGUUUCUGUGACAAAACUAGAUUUGUGCAACAUACUGCUCGACACGAGCGUCUCGAUACUCUUAUGGGUGGUGAUUUUCAACAGUAUCGCUCAAAUGUCAAUUGUGGUCGUUCAGAGUGCAUAUAUGCAAAUACACUUGGUGCCAUGGCAAACAAAUCCUCCCACUUCCAUUGCAUCAAAUGUGAUUUUGUAUGUACAGAUACCAAUAAGGUGGUAGCUCAUCGUAGACAGCAUACCAAAAUGGACAGUAUCAGUGCUGCAGGAUUUGAAAAGUUCACCCAAUUACAAAACUGCAAUGUACAAGGUUGCAAUCAUAACCAGAGACAAACUCAUUAUCACUGCCUGAAAUGCCAAUAUGCAGUCUUAGGUCUAUCUCAAAUGUCAUCUCAUAAAUAUCGUCACAUGGAAUGAUUUCCAGAAUUUAAUUUCAGGGUAAUAUAAUCAGUUUUUAUGCAAAUUUUCAAAUAUCCACAUAGAUGCUUAAAAAUAAUUGUAAGUCAAUAUUUAUUUAUCAAAGCAGAAUAUUUACAUAAAAAACCAUCACGUCAAGAUCAGUGUUUCAGAAUUAUCUACUCACAAUUAUUAUUGAUUUUUACAAAUUAAGCAUCUAUUCUGUUACAAAAAAAUGAAACUAUUUUCAAAAUAGAAAAGGCUGAGGAAUAUAUCAGAAUAAGGAAAAUGAAUGCCAGAAUGUAAAUUCCAACAAAUCACCACCUCAGGACUAUAUUCCUCUUGGGGACAACUGUUGAUAUUUACCAGUUUAGGGUCCAUUAUAGUGUUAUGCAGUACAAAGUGCCUUUCAAGUGUAAUGUCCUGUUUCCAGCAUUCCUAUAUGACCUUUACAAGCACCAAGUGCUCCCAUGUAGUGAUUGUAUUAUAGAACAAAUCAUUGGAAGAUAAAAUAUUAUUGCAAAGCAAUAUAAGCAACCUCCUAGUAUCCAGUAUGUAUUAUGACAGAACUUUAGAUUUAGUUGAUUAUUAUUAUUAUACUAUUAUUAUUAUUAUUAUUAUUAUAUUAUUAUUAUUAUUAUUAUUAUAUUAUUAUUAUUAAUUAUUUUUUACAACCAAAAUGCAAGUUCUGCCAAUACUGUAUCAAGUAUAUAGUGUUAUUAUUUACGUGCCAAAAAACGAAGACGAUAAACUUCUUCCAUUGCCUGCCCAUAAAAUUUGCAUAAUGAAAUUCAUUUUGGCAGCAAAUGUUUGCAUUUUUAAAUUCUACUUAUGGAAGUGGAGCGUUUAUGGGUGGACAAAGUAUAUAAAGAAAGCAACCGAAGAUAAAUUCACUCUGUGAUAUUGUGACAGAAAUUAAAAGAGGAGAUACGGAGUACACUCCAAAGUAAUUGUGCUGAAAGAAGAAUUGGAAAUAACAAACUGAAAGAUAAUUAGAUCAUCUGUGCUAGUCACAACUGUAAGAUAUGGUCAUUGGUGAGUUAGCAUUAUCAUGCUAGGGUGAUGGUAUACCCAAAUUCCACAUUUUUUAGUGUUAAACACAGGGAUAUACUCUAGGUGUUUUGUGCCUUCCCAUUUCAUUGGUGUGUUGUGCAGAUAGUUUAGUCCGGGAACCUGUAUUUAUUUUACCAAAAAAGUUUACCAUGUUUUGUGAUGUAGGCAAAAGACAGUUGAAGAAAAUGUGAAUACUGGCAAAGAAAAGGGACUAUUUUAUAGACAAAAAACUAAAAUUUUUGUGUGUGAGCAUGUGUGUAUGCAUGUGAUUUCAUCCUUGUGGCAAUGUCGAUAUGUGCCAGGUUUUGUGUUUAGUAAUGUCUCUAAAAGAGACCAAUAUUCUUUCCACAAUAGAUUUAAAUAUUUACUGUACUGUAUGUUCAUUAUAGGUCACAGAUACUUCCAUCGAAUUCCAUAAAAUUAGUUCACAAGUGCCUUAGAUUCUCAUAUAUUUAAUUUACCAUAGAUCUUCAUCCCUUUAGAGACAAUCUAUCAAAUACAUAUCAAUUUUAUAUGAUUACUAAAGUUUAAUUACAAUUUCCCAAAGGCACUGUUUGCAAUAGUAUCAAUAAGUUCAAAAUUUUCAAUUUUAAAAAACCUCCAAAAUAAAAAACAAAAUAAAAAGUGGCAUUAAUUUUCUUGAAGGUAAUUUUGGUUCUGAUUUUUUUUUAUUUUUAACUCAAUUAGGUGCCAUAAAUUGAAACUUCAUGUACACAUACACAUUUGAAAUUCAAUUAGCCAAAAUUUUACAUUUGGUGAUUUCAUUUAAUGCCAAGAUUAAAAAAAAUUACAAAUUUUUUUCAAACUUUUCAUUAUUUUAAUAAAGGGAAUAGUGCCUUUUUAAAAUUUAUAUACAUUUUCAAAAAUUGCAUUAAGUUAUGGCCAGUAUAAUUAACGUAAAAAUUCGGAUGUACUCUUUUUUGACUACCAUUAAAUUAUUCUAAGCAUUUCUUUGCCUUGUAAGCAUUCUCCAAUACCCGAAACACUAAUUUACAUGCAUUAUUAUGGAAGUCUCUGCUUGUCUUAUUUGAUUUAGAAGUGAACCAUUUUUGUCACAUCAAACUGAUUUCAAAAUAAAUGAUCUGCAGUUGAUUUUAACUACUGCA